Messenger RNA from Struthio camelus australis, 2987 nucleotides. Lineage: Eukaryota; Metazoa; Chordata; Aves; Struthioniformes; Struthionidae. The record is from RefSeq and is a predicted model, not a curated record.
UGGAAAGGGAAGAGGACAGCAGUGAUGAUGAUAUCGAAACUAGUCUUCCAGAGGAUCCGGAAACAUGUCUGCAGAUGAACCAUGUGUACCAGGAAGUUAUCCAGGAGAAGAUUGAGGAAGUUGAACUUCUGAUUGCACAAAACAAAGAACAGCAGAAGGAAAUUACGUGGGAGCUUGGUGGUCCAAAACCAGCAAAAGCAAGAGAUGGUAGAACUUUACCAGCGAAUAUAUUUUUGGGUCAUUUUAUGAAGCCAUACUUUAAGGAUAAAGCAACAGGAAUUGGCCCUCCUUCCAAUGAAGAUGCCAGGGAAAAGGCAGCUCAAGGCAUAAAAUCCUUUGAACAACUACUUGUGACAAAAUGGAAGAGCAAAGAGAAGACGUUAUUGCACCAAUCAGUUGUGAGUGACCGCUUGCAGCGCCUACUUCAGCCAAAGUUACUGAAGUUGAGUUACUGGAAUCAGAAGCUGGAAAAAGUCAAGACAGAAAUGGAGAAACAGAUCUUGGAAAAGCAAAUCAAAGAAGCAGAACGAGAAAUAGAGGCGAUCAACCAACUCCCAGAAAGCGAGUUGUUAGGAAACAGAUUCGAUGAGCAUGACUGGGAGAAAAUUUCAAACAUCCACUUUGAUGGACAUCGUAGUUCAGAAGCAUUGAGAAAGUUUUGGCAAAAUUGGGAGCAUCCGAGCAUCAACAAAAAGGAAUGGAGUGAGGAGGAAAUAGAGAAGCUAAAGGAAAUAGCUGCUAAUCACAAUUACCUGGACUGGCAGACUGUAGCCGAGGAGCUGGGGACUAACAGGACCGCUUUCCAGUGCCUGCAGAAGUACCAAGCUUAUAACAAAGACUUGAAAAGGAAAGAAUGGACCAAAGAAGAAGACCAGAUGCUUGCAGAUCUUGUUCAAGAGAUGAGAGUUGGAAGUCAUAUCCCAUACAAGAAAAUUGCUUAUUACAUGGAAGGAAGAGAUUCUACUCAACUGAUUUACCGAUGGACCAAGAGCGUAGAUCCCAGUUUAAAGAAAGGACCCUGGGCGCCCGAGGAAGAUGCUAUGUUGUUGAGCGCAGUUAAGAAGUAUGGAGCCCGUGACUGGUAUAAAAUUCGGACAGAAGUACCAGGAAGAAGCGAUGCUCAGUGCAGAGAUCGGUACUUAAAAGCAUUGCACUAUGAUGUAAAGAAAGGCAGGUGGAGUUUAGAGGAAGAGGAACAGCUAAUUGAACUGGUGCAAAAGCAUGGCCUGGGUCACUGGAGUAAAAUAGCUUCUGAACUGUCACAUCGGACUGGCUCCCAAUGCCUAAGCAAGUGGAAACUCUUGAUUGGGUCUAAGGAAGAAAGACAUAGGCCAAGGAAACGCCAGCACGGGUGCAGAGAAAGUUCCAGCUCUUCUGAGAGUAGCAGUGAAGACAUAGAACUGGAGAUAACGGACAGUUCAGAGGAGGAGACAAGCAAGGAGGAGUGCACAUUUCCUAGCAUUGAUUUGUGGAUACCAACACGGACAAAUCCACAGGAGUCAGACAAAGGAAGAUGCCAAACUUCAUCCCUUUUCUCUUCUGUAAGUGCUGAUGCAAAGAUCAGUAACAAUGAAGUUCCAAAUGCACCAUUUGAUGGAGGCAGGGAUGGAGUCGCUGAUAAAUCGGCAGAGUUGAACACCAUCCUGAGGGGCAUUGCGCAUCCACAUUCAACUGACAUCAUUGUGAAGAAUCCCAUGGAAGAAGUGACCAAGGCUUCCAGAUGUGGAAAGCAAGUGCUACGAGUUACUCUGGAGGAUGUGAGAAGAGUAUUAAGAAAAAACACAUGCUUUCAGAGAAAACACCAAUCAAAGAUAGUAAAACCUUCUGCCACCGCUUCAACAAAAUUAUCUGGAGUUAGUACAUCUGUUGGCCAGAGGCCUCAGGGGCUGCAGGACAGCAUGGAGAAAACCUCUCGUCAAGAGAGAGAGCGUUUGAAAAGAAUAAACCUUGACAGAAGGCUUCUAAUGGCUGUGACACCUUGGGUAGGCAAUGUACUGCUGCCUUGCACCUUGCCAACUGGGAAGAUGGCUUUUCAUCAGACUAAAGCCGAUGCUAUUCAGGAGAAGACAAGGUCCAUCAGUCUCACGAGCACUCCCCUGUUCACCCUUUUCAUUCAGCUCUUUCAGAUUGAUACCAGUGGCUGCAUGAAGGUUAUUCGUGAGAGAAGGUUAAGGCAGUCAGAGCUCCUUAAGGCUAACGCGGGAAGGCCUCAGCAGGCUUCCCAAAAUACGGAGACUUCUUCAGGUACCUACCAGAACACUUAUUUUUAUGAUUUACAAGGACUUUCACUUAAUUCAUCACCAUUACGUUAAGCACCAGUUUAACUGAAGGAGAGCUUUUGGAACAAAACCACAUUGCUCGUUUUGGCUAGCUCUUAGAUUUUUCAGUUAUUGGCUAAGUAUGUUACCCCUUUGGUAAGGAGUGGCAAAAAUAUUGAAGGGAAAGGGGGAGCCCAUGGCACUGUGGCACCAGUUCUGCAGACUAUCCCUGUGACGCUCUCUUCCAGCAAGGUGUUGGCUGUGCGCUGUAGUGACCAUGGUGGCACAGACCAAAACCCCAGUUUGUUGUUGUUAUCCUGGCUGGUGUGGAGUGCCUGUGUCAUGCUGACCAGUACACUUGCUCAUGUGUAGUGUUAAGGUGCAUUCCUAGCCUGUAUAUGAUUUCUAGGAAAAUAUUUUGUGUCAAUACUGAGCGAUUGCUGAGCUUGCUGUCAAUUGCUGAGCUUGCUGUAUCAGUAUUCUCUGAAGGACCUCAGAAUAGGGCUUGAUUAAAUCCAUGUUGUAGUGUUGCAGGAACUCCCUGUCUCUUUCAAAUGGGAAUUUUGCUUCUGCUUGUGCAGAGUACUUUAUAUUUAAUAGCUGAGGAAUGGCUUCUAAAGUCUUUUGGUUCUUUGAAAACACUGUUCAAUUUUUUUUUCCCCCCCUCCUCCAUCCUCUGUAGGCAAUUCAUCGCACCCUUGCACUCAGAGGAACUCCCAAAGGGGCGUA